This is a messenger RNA of Serendipita indica DSM 11827, 174 nucleotides long. NCBI's taxonomy places the organism in Eukaryota, Fungi, Basidiomycota, Agaricomycetes, Sebacinales, Serendipitaceae. The record is from the annotation of a GenBank genome assembly.
AUGCCGUUCACCGCUUCAGACAUCUUCAAGAUCAUCCUCGCUAUCCUCCUUCCGCCUCUCGGCGUCUUCCUCGAGCGCGGAUGUGGUGGUGACCUCGUCAUCAACAUCCUCUUGACAAUAUUGGGAUAUAUUCCCGGUAUCAUCCACGCCUUGUACAUUAUCCUAAAGUACUAG